AUGGCCACUAGUUUACCAGCUUUAACUGAUGAUGUAAGGAAAUCGAAUUUUUCUGAUAAUAGCACAGAGUGGAAGGAAACGUUGGGGAAUUUUCAAUUAAAUCUAGACCUUGCUGAGAAAGGACCGACGAUGUCACCUCAAAAUAUAUCGGAUGUGAUUGCGUCGUCGUAUUGUAAUGAGUCGAGUAAAUAUGGUAUGAAGGAGAAUGGGAACGUCUCUUUUGUGAUAUUUACAUCGUACAGGUGGGUGAUUUGGAAUUGGGAUUGUGAUUAG
Molecule: messenger RNA, 273 nt
Organism: Anisakis simplex (herring worm)
Lineage: Eukaryota; Metazoa; Nematoda; Chromadorea; Rhabditida; Anisakidae
Source: the annotation of a GenBank genome assembly